AUGGAAUUUAUGAAAAGAUGGAUGUCAAAUCAUUGGCAAGACUCGAGGACGAUACUAAAGAAACCAUUGGUAAUCGCAGAAUUCGGAAAGUCCAGCAAAGAUCCAGGAUACAGUUUAAACAGAAGGGACUGGUACAUGAGUUCUAUAAAUACAAACAUCUACAACUUGGCAAGAAGUGGAGGAACCGUUGGUGGGGCCUUGGUUUGGCAGCUGAUGGCAAAAGGGAUGGAUUCUUACGAUGAUGGGUACCAGAUUAUCUUAUCAGAAAAUCCUUCUACUGAUGGAGUCAUUUAUAGACAAUGUCGUGCAAUGGCAGCUUUAUCUCAUAUUAAUGGUUUCAGCCAUUGGCCACGCAAUGCAAAGCAUGGUCAUCCAUAUGGUCGACGUCCCGUAAACAACUUCAAUAAAUUCACCAAAGUCAACAUCAAUUUGAAGAUCAAGAAUAACACUGAUCAUGCAUUUGUCUUCAACAAAUCUAUCAAAGUCAUUAUCAAAUCAAAGAACCAGAACCACGUUGGUCUAGCCCUCUUCUUCAUCAAAUCCAUUAAAGAUCCAGGAUACAGUUUAAAAGAGAGGGACUGGUACAUGAGUUCUGUUUAUACAAACAUCUACAAUUUGGCAAGAAGUGGAGGAACCGUUGGUGGGGCCCUGGUUUGGCAACUCAUGGCAAAAGGGAUGGAUUCUUACGAUGAUGGGUACCAGAUUAUCUUAUCAGAAAAUCCUUCUACUGACGGAGUCAUUUCUAGACAAUCUCGUGCAAUGACAGGUUUAUCUCAUUUGUUUGGCUUACCUCAUAGUAAUGGUCGUUUGAGCCAUUGGCCACACAACGCAAAGCAUGGUCAUCCAUAUGGUCGACGUCAUGUAAACAAGUCCGUUCCUUGA
Ilex paraguariensis (yerba mate) is the source of this 882-nucleotide messenger RNA. NCBI's taxonomy places the organism in Eukaryota, Viridiplantae, Streptophyta, Magnoliopsida, Aquifoliales, Aquifoliaceae. The record is from the annotation of a GenBank genome assembly.